Triticum urartu is the source of this 2426-nucleotide messenger RNA. RefSeq names its product tyrosine-sulfated glycopeptide receptor 1. NCBI's taxonomy places the organism in Eukaryota, Viridiplantae, Streptophyta, Magnoliopsida, Poales, Poaceae. Gene Ontology annotation, molecular function: protein binding. The record is from RefSeq and is a predicted model, not a curated record.
AUGCUUUAUCCAGUGAGAGGACAUCAUAAGCUUUUGGCUCCCAUGCUAGCUUCGCCCAAGAAAAACAUGAAGAAACUUCAGUUGCACAACAAAACAUACAGCAAGGUAUUGCAGAUGCAUUGCCUUGGCGUUGCUCUUGUGUUGAUGGUCUUCUGCUUGCCCUCUCCUACCAGUUCCUGCACGGAGCAGGAGAAGGACUCCCUUCUCCGGUUCCUUGCCGAGCUCUUCCAAGACGGCGGCCUCUCCGCAUCAUGGCAGAACGGCACGGAUUGCUGCAAGUGGGAAGGGAUCACAUGCAUGCAAGACGGGACGGUCACCGCUGUCUUACUGCCUUCGAAGGGCCUCGAGGGGCGCAUCUCGCAGUCUCUUGGGACGCUCGCCGGGCUACAGUACCUUGAUCUCUCUCACAACUUGUUGUCCGGUGGUCUGCCGCUGGAAUUAUUGUCUUCCAGCAGCAUCGCCAUCCUUGAUGUCAGCUUCAACCAGCUCAACGGAACACUCCAUGAGCUGCCAUCUUCAACACCUGCCAGGCCUCUGCAGUUGCAGGUACUAAACAUCUCAAGCAACUUAUUUGCAGGACAGUUUCCAUCCGCCAUAUGGAAAGCAAUGGAGAAUCUGGCCGCACUCAAUGCCAGCAGUAACAGCUUUACUGGGCGGAUACCAACUCAAUUCUGUAACAGCUCACCAUCCUUCACUCUGCUUGAUCUGCGUACCAAAAAAUUUAGUGGCAACAUCCCCCAAGGACUCGGUGAUUGCUCCAAGCUGCGAGUGCUCAGAGCCGGGGAUAACAACCUCAGUGGAACGCUCCCAGAUGAACUCUUCAAUGCAACCUCGUUGGAAUACCUGUCUUUCGCAAACAAUGAUUUACAUGGAGUUCUUGAUACUGCAAACAUAGUCAACCUCAGAAAUCUCAUAACCCUUGAUCUUGGAGGGAACAGAUUCAGCGGAAAGAUUCCAGAUUAUAUAGGUCAACUCAAGAGACUGGAGGAGUUCCAUUUGAACAACAACAACAUGUCAGGGGAGCUGCCAUAUGCUCUCAGCAACUGCACAAAUCUCUUAACAAUCGACCUCAAGAGCAAUCACUUCAGUGGAGAACUUACCAAGGUCAAUUUCUCCAACCUGCCCAACCUAAAAACUUCAGAUCUAUAUUCCAACAACUUAUCCGGCACAGUUCCAGAAAGCAUAUACUCGUGCAGUAAUCUGACUGCGCUGCGGCUAUCUACUAACCACUUACAUGGGCAGCUCUCGUUGAGACUAGGUAAUCUGAAGUAUCUCUCCUUCUUGUCACUUAGCAAAAACAAUUUCACAAACAUCACAAAUGCACUUCAGAUUCUUCAGAGCAGCAAGAACCUGACCGCAGUGUUUAUUGGGUACAACUUUUGGGGAGAGAUCCUCACACAGGAUGAAACAAUUGAUGGUUCUGGAAGUCUUCAGGUUCUCGAUAUGCAAGGUUGCAAUUUUUCCGGGACAAUACCUGUAUGGAUAUUAAGGGCUACAAACUUACAGAUGUUAAUUUUAUGUGGCAAUCGACUCACUGGGCCAAUACCAGGCUGGAUUAGCUCUCUACGUCAUCUCUUCUAUAUGGAUGUGUCAAGCAACAGUCUUACAGGAGAAAUCCCAUUAACCUUAACCGAGAUGCCAAUGCUUAAAUCAACUGAUAACGCAACUCAUUUGGACUCAACGGUCUUUGAGCUAAUAGUUUAUAACAGCCCAUCACUUCAGUACCGUAUGAUCACAUCUUUCCCAGCAGUGUUGAAUCUAGGCAACAACUACUUGACAGGUGUAAUUCCACCACAGAUUGGCCAGCUCAAAGCGCUUGCCGCUCUUGAUUUCAGUUUUAAUAAGCUAUCCGGGGAGAUCCCACAAUCGGUUUGCAACCUAACAAACUUGCAGGUGCUAGACUUGUCCAGUAACAAUCUCACAGAUGCUAUCCCAGUUGCAUUGAACGCCCUGCACUUCCUUUCAGCAUUCAACAUUUCAAACAAUAACCUAGAAGGACCUAUUCCAUAUGGAGGCCAGUUUGAUACAUAUCAGACUUCUAGUUUCAACGGGAACCCACAGCUGUGUGACUCUGUUCUCACUCAAAAAUGCAAUUCAGCAGAAGCGCAUCAACCCGUCAUUCUGUCAGAAAAAAGAGCUGACUAUAAGAUGGCCUUUGUGAUUGCAUUCAGUGCGUUCUUUGGUGUAGGGGUGUUGUAUGAUCAGUUAGUCUUGUCAAGGUAUUUUGGCAAGUCCUACUAAGGUUUAGUGACACUCCAACAAACAAGCUUCUCCUGUAGGUGUGGGCACAAUUAGGUUAGCAAAAAAUAUUCUAGGACGAAGAGUGAUUUCAUUCUAUGGAGAUGUAAAAGUAUGUAACAAUGUAACAUGAUUUGAGCUAGAAUAUGCACUCCUUAUUCUAUGAAUUAAUAGCUUUAAUUUCAUCA